AUGAAGAGAGAGAACUACACAGUGGUGAGUGAAUUUUUUUUCCAGGGUUUUUCCAGCUUUCACGAACACAAGCUUACUCUAUUUGCAAUAUUUCUCACCUUGUAUGUUUUAACCAUGGCUGGCAAUGUCAUCAUUGUGACAAUUAUCAGUAUUGAUCGUCAUCUUCACACCCCCAUGUACUUCUUUCUUAGUAUGCUUUCAACCUCAGAAACAAUAUACACAUUAGUCACUGUACCACCAAUGCUCUCUGGCCUCAUAAGACUAAGCCAGUCCAUCUCCUUGGCUGGCUGUGCCACCCAGAUGUUCUUUUUUAUCACUUUGGCCAUCAACAACUGCUUUCUACUCACAGCAAUGGGGUAUGACCGCUAUGUCGCCAUCUGCAAACCUUUGAGGUAUACAGUCAUCAUGAACAAGAAGGUGUGCGCCCACCUGGUUUGGGGGGCCUGCAGCAUUGGCCUGCUGGUGGCCAUAAUUCAGAUUUCCUCUGUGUUCAGUCAGCCCUUUUGUGGUAAAGAGGUGGCCCAUUAUUUCUGUGACAUCCGCCCAGUUGUGAAACUCUCCUGUGCUGACACCAAUGUUCAUGACAUAAUUACUUUUAUCAUCAGCUCACUUGUCAUUAUGGUACCCAUGGGUUUGGUCUUCAUCUCCUACUUCCUUAUCAUCUCCACCAUCCUCAAGAUUGCCUCAAGUGAGGGUCAAAAGAAGGCUUUUGCAACUUGUGCCUCCCACCUCAUUGUGGUCAUUGUACACUAUGGCUGCGCCUCCAUUGCCUACCUCAAGCCUGAGUCUGAGAACACCAUGGGUCAGGAUCAGCUGAUCUCAGUGGCCUACACCAUCUUUACUCCUCUCCUGAACCCUGUGGUCUACACUCUGAGAAACAAGGAGGUCAGGAAUGCCCUUCACCGUGCUCUCAGCAGAAAACCUCCUGCCUAG
Pipistrellus kuhlii (Kuhl's pipistrelle) is the source of this 933-nucleotide messenger RNA. Its product is annotated as olfactory receptor 10J1-like. Lineage: Eukaryota; Metazoa; Chordata; Mammalia; Chiroptera; Vespertilionidae. Gene Ontology annotation, biological process: G protein-coupled receptor signaling pathway. Gene Ontology annotation, molecular function: olfactory receptor activity; G protein-coupled receptor activity. The transcript has a single exon. Gene Ontology annotation, cellular component: membrane. Bases 1 to 933 code for a protein of 310 amino acids. The record is from RefSeq and is a predicted model, not a curated record.